Molecule: messenger RNA, 1245 nt
Organism: Aspergillus mulundensis
Lineage: Eukaryota; Fungi; Ascomycota; Eurotiomycetes; Eurotiales; Aspergillaceae
Product: phosphatase PAP2 family protein
Exons: 3
Coding region: 1-1245 (414 amino acids)
Biological process (GO): sphingolipid biosynthetic process; inositol phosphoceramide metabolic process
Cellular component (GO): inositol phosphoceramide synthase complex
Molecular function (GO): inositol phosphoceramide synthase activity
Source: RefSeq, a predicted model, not a curated record
AUGGCGACGAACGGUACCGAAAAGAUCGACUUGGGAAAGCCCCAGUUUGCUUCCCACUCAUGGCUCGAGCCGAUCGUCGUCGUUAGCAUUAUGCUUACCUCCCUCUACGUCAACCGAUACAAGCACUUCAACAUCCUCGAUAAAAACCGUGACCCCGUCGCCGAGCGAGAGUUUCUCAAAUCCGACGUCGAGUCGAGCGCCGCCCCCCUACAAGACGAGAAUGGCCGCAAGGACCCCCACGAGUCGAAGCGACGCGUAUACGGCUGGUUCGUGAUCAGGACGCCAAACUCGGCUCGUUUCGCCCGUCACAUCCACAGCCGGCUCGUACAGAAAUUCCCGUUCUUGGUGGAGAUGUUUUACUGGGUCCUCAACUACGCCUUCUACUCUUGCACCAAGGCCAUUUCGCACGCUCUAUCUCCGGCUGGGACCGACGUUGUGCAGCUUGCUCAGGACCAUGGGAUUGCAAUUCUCGACCUGGAGCACCGCUCGAUUUUCAGCAUCUUCUUUCCGAUCGAGGAGUCCGACUUUCAAUCGUUCUUCCUUACUGGCCACCCCGGGUGGAUGACAUUCUUUAAUCGCAUCUACUCGCUUGUUCACAUCCCGGGAACAGUUGCUUUCCUUUCAUGGUGGUACUGGGCCGCCCCCGACCACGAGCGAUUCGCGAUCGCCCGCCGCACGAUGACCCUCGGAAAUUUCGUCGCCUUCAUCGUCUUCUGUUUCUUCCCCUGCAUGCCUCCCCGCCUGCUCCCCGAGUCCUUCAACUUCCACGAUACCGUGCGCCAGGAAAACGCAGAAAGUGUGUGGGUCGGAGGAAAGAUGGUCAACCAGCUGGCGGCGAUGCCGAGUUUGCACUUCACAUACGCCUUCUGCAUUGGCGCGACAUUCAUCUACCACUCCAACUUCUGGUCUGCAUUUAACGGCGGACGACGGACCCUGCGCUCCAUGGUCACGACCGUGAUCUUCGUCCUCCUCGGCAUCCUCUACCCUCUCCUAGUCCUCUCGGUGAUUGUCGCGACAGCCAACCACUACUGGUUCGACGCAACGGUCGCCAUGUUCUCCGUCAUCAUCUGCUUCCUCAUCAACCGCAUCUGGCUGAUCCUGCUGCCACUGGAGGACCUGUUUCUCUGGGUAACCCGCCUGGAGAAGCCCGUGCCGACAACCGGCUUCCGACACCGCAACAGUCGCCAGACCAAGGGUGACGAUGGCUUCGAGGAGUCGGAGCACUUGCUUGAGCGCUACACGUGA